This is a messenger RNA of Asterias rubens (European starfish), 5979 nucleotides long. Its product is annotated as myosin light chain kinase, smooth muscle-like. The record is from RefSeq and is a predicted model, not a curated record. Gene Ontology annotation, molecular function: ATP binding; protein binding; protein serine/threonine kinase activity. Lineage: Eukaryota; Metazoa; Echinodermata; Asteroidea; Forcipulatida; Asteriidae. The transcript is spliced from 12 exons. Gene Ontology annotation, biological process: positive regulation of apoptotic process; intracellular signal transduction; protein phosphorylation. Bases 281 to 1570 code for a protein of 429 amino acids. Gene Ontology annotation, cellular component: nucleus.
CACUGAAGCAACAGGCCAGCACAUGCAGAGAGUGCAGAUGUGUAGCAUCAGUGUAUACAUGUGUUUUGUGCCCAGUGGAGGGAUUUACCCAGCAUCCUUUGCAGCUCAGGCUUGGCCAGGGACGUUUCUUACGUAUGCACACACAGAUAGAAGAGGAUGGUAGUAAGCUAGUUGCUCAGGAUUGGAAGGAGAAUUUUUGUCAUACUUUUACAACCGUGUGCAAGGAAAUCAUAUUGGAACAGCCUUCUUUCUACAAAUUUGUGUGUGACAAAAAUACACCAUGCCUGCAGAGGUUCCUGAACCCCCUGCCAAUAAACCGUACGCGGCCAAAGUCUUCAAGGACAUGAUCAACCUUGUGUGGCCGGGUACGACCUACGAUGGGGGCAGCAUCGUGACCGGGUACCAGAUAGAGAUGUGCGAAGGAACCAAGAAUAGCUGGAAGGUUCUGACCAAGAACGUGUUCAGCACCAGCUACGCGGUCAAGGGUCUCAAAGACAAUAGCACCUACAAAUUCAGAGUCAGUUGUAUUAACGCAAUAGGGACAAGCAAACCCAGCAUCGUGUCGGAGCCCAUUGUAGCAUCAGAUUCAAAAGGGGAUGACUAUGACGAGGAGGAUGAACCAGAUGAGGCAUCCUUUGAACCACGGAAAGUCAAAACCAGAAAGGAAAACGUCAAGGAGUUCUAUGAGAUAAGAGAAGAACUAGGAAAGGGUAAAUUUGGAACAGUCAACAAGUGUGUGGAAAAGAAAUCCAAGAAAAUGCUUGCAGCUAAGUUUAUCAAGGCAGAGAAACCAGCAGAUAAAAAAGAGUGUGAACAUGAAAUUGAAAUCAUGAUGGUUCUACAGCACCCUAAGCUGCUUCAGCUUUAUGAUGCCUUUGCCACAGGAAAUAAUAUGGUCAUGAUUCUAGAAUAUGUUUCAGGUGGAGAAUUGUUUGAGAGAGUUAUUGAUGAAUCCUUUGAUCUGACGGAAAAGGAAGUUACGUUCUUCAUGCGGCAAAUCUGCGAAGGUGUCAAAUUCAUGCACGCUCAAAAAGUUUUGCACCUUGACAUGAAACCAGAAAACAUCCUAUGUGUGCGAAAGAAUAGCAACAAAAUCAAGAUUAUUGAUUUUGGUCUUGCUCAAGUCAUGAAGAAGGGACUUAAAGUGUCGUGUGGUACGCCAGAGUUCUUGGCCCCAGAGGUUGUGUCAUAUGACGAGGUCUCCUACACAACAGAUAUGUGGGCUGUAGGUGUCAUCUGCUACGUUUUAUUGAGCGGGUUGUCGCCGUUCAUGGGCGAUAAUGAAGGUGAGACAAUGAGUAACAUCCUUAAGGUGGAAUGGGACUUUGAUGAUGAAUGCUUUGAUGAAAUCUCAGACCUGUCCAAAAACUUCAUUGAAAGCCUCCUCAAAGAGGACAAAAGUGAAAGAAUGACAGCUGAUCAGUGCUUGAAUAAUGACUGGCUAAAGAAGGAACUCAAAAGUACACACGCCCUCUCCAAGGCUCGAAUCAAGAAAUACGUCAUCAAGAGAAGGUGGCAGAAAGCUUUCAAUGCAGUCCGAGCCAUGAUACGAGUCAAGAGGUUUAUAUAGAUACUAAAGAAAGAGCCUCCUUGUUUUACAUCCAAGCUGCAUCUUGCCAGAAAAUCUUCAUCUGUUGUCACUUUGCAUCCACUGUUAAAUCUGUGAUGCCGUCACCAUAGCAGCUGGUAUCGCAGCAAUUGGAGUUGUUACCUCAAGUUUCGAGCCAUCGGGGGAGAAAAAAAACACCCAUUUCUAGGUGCCUCGGACUAGAGAAGUAUCGAUUAACCAACACAGUGGUGUCCGUGUUUGAAAGCUAUGACGGACACAUCAGACAAAGGUGAUAAACUUCAAAAUCAAAAUGUAUUUAUUGUCACAAACACUCCAGAAAUACCAAAUAAAAAAGGGCAAUAUUAGGGAGCAUCUCAUUCAUUGGCUAUGCAUAGGUGACCCUUAAAUUAAAUCUAUUGUUUCUGUCUUUGUUUUACGGUACUAAAUAAACAAAGAACUUAUCGUUGAUACUGAGACCUGAAUCCAGAAAAAAGAAGCAGCUACUUUUCACAUCAACUCUAUUGUUACAUGUCUUUUUCCACAAAACAUAACCAAGACAUUUUGUAGGUGUGUGUGUGUGCGUGUUAGGCUUACUUCAAAAAAUGGUUAUUGGUGUACAGUAACAAAGGCUGUGUUGCUACUCAAAGACAUGAAACAAAGUAGGCCUACUUUGGGGAUUGUUUCCCACAAAAUAACUUCUUUCUAUGGUAAACGCAUAAAUGAUGUUUUUUCGAUACCGUUCAGCUGAUACUUGGAAUAUUUAAGAAAAACAUCGAACAUGUUCACACGUUUUAACAACAGAAAAACAAAUUGUAAGAUUUUAAAACUGUCCAAUAUUUGUUGUCAAUUAUGUAGACUUAUAGAGCUGUACAAAUGAAAAAAAAAAAAAAAAAAAACAUUUUGAAAGAAUAGUUUUAAGUAAUUCUACUUCUCAGUUCCACAUGAGUGAAAUACUUACAAAUACAUUUCAAAAUUGUUCCAUUCUUUUGUACCAAUAGCAAGAGCUAACAAUCUUUAAGAGUCAACCUAAUGUUUACAAGUUGCUGACAAAUUGAAUUUGAAUUAUGUAAGUAUGGGAUUGUAAGGCAUUUGAUUGCUUUGAAUGUUGGAUUUUAAAACUGGACCAUUUUUUAAAACGAUGCACCCUUUAUCGCACUGUGGUCAGGUCACACUGGUAUGGUUCCCUGCUUGUGAGAGUGCAACAUCUCUUUUCACAAAUAGGUAUCAGACUUCUAGUGAUGAAAAACAAGAUGGUCGCCCCAUGAUAAUGAUAUACAUAGCAGGUAUGGCAUCUAAAUUGAAUCUUAUUUGACUUCUCUGGUAACAAAACCAUUGCAGAGCUGUCAAAAAGGAAAUAUACCUACAAUUAUUACUUUUAUGGAGUUAAAUCUCUGUGUCCAAGUGAGAAACUCAAAUAAACAAACAAACAGGAGUCACAAAGCAUAAUGAUAGCAAGAAUGAAGUAGAAAAAAAAGACGAAAAAACGUGAGGCAAGAAAAGUUACAAAAGAAAAAAAAAAAAAAAGAACAAAAUUAUAGAGUUAGUUAAAUCUUGAUUAGUAAAGUUUUGGGUAUUCUUUCCAUUUUUGCUUGUUUUCCAUGAAAUAACAUUUGUGUAUCCUGUUGGUUUGUAAACAGCGAAUGAUUGUGAAUGGAUAAAUGCGGUUGUUGUUCUUCAUGUUGAUAACAUGGAGUCUCGAAAGAUUGAAGAAAGGAAUUUGAGAAGAGAAAGUUUGAAAAACUGCCCUGAUGGACUUAACAAUAAAAUAGCCACAUAUAAACCACUACAAACCUAAAGAAUGUUGUGGUAUGUGGCAAUGUUGUCUUUACAAAUGAUAAUAAUAUUGAUUGAGGGUAUUGUGAAGUUUUGUCUUUUAAAGUAAAAUGUUUCGGUGUUAUAUUUACAUGUGUUUACUUAGAGAGUGAUCUUGUUAAAAGAAAUAUUAAUGGUUUUGUGCAACAACAGAGAGAGAGUAUCAGUGGUAAUUAACUUUCUUUGUCAGUGUUGUUUAAAUAAUUCUGACAAAGAGUACAGAAAUAACUUUUAUUUGGUAUCGUUUACAUAUUAAUUUAAUUACUUUGAGUUUUUUAUGUAUAGAAAUUAAACUGUGAUUGCAAGAAUUAUAUGUUAAAAAAAGUUUUAAUGUUCCUAUUUAUAAAUGUUAUUAAGAAUAAUUUUCAUUUCUUUUUAGUUGUCUGCAGGGUGAACAGUAGUGAACUACUUGGUUAACACUAUAAGUAUUAGUUGUGUUUAUACUUAACACAAUAACAAAAGUAGUUGUUCAGUUGUGUGAACUUUCUUUUUCAUGUUUCAUGUUCUACUCAUCUUUUUGUUGUAUUUGCAAUUUCUCUCUCCUAGCAAAUAUAUCUUUGGAUUAUUCAUUUACUUCCCUUCUUGGUCCAGAGCUUUCUGUUUUCUUUGAUCUCCUGUUUCUACCGAGUCCCUUUUUCUGAUUAGUGUUCUCCUCCAUUCAAUCUGUAUUUUCUCUGGUUUUGGUGUAUCAUUUGUGUCUUGUGUCAAUUGUUGCAAAAUCUGCCAAUGUUCAUCCAUUUAAAUUGGGCAUACAAUUAUCCAUGAUAUGUUGUUAAGAACAAUUCUGUUUUUCCUAUUUAUCAUGUACGAAUUAGAUUGUAUUUGGCUUUUGAAUAAGAUCAUUUUAGAUGGUAGUGUCAUCCAAGUUGAACAAGAAAUAAUGACGGAGCUCCCAGUUUGAGAGGGAUGUUAAAUUCAAGUCAUUUGAGGUUACCGGUUAAAAUGGCUCUCUUUCCCAAAUAAGUUGAUCACUUGCCUGGUUGAACACAACAUUCACUGUGUUUUUAAAAGUGUCAAUGUAAAAUAAGUACUGUUUUUGUUUCGAUUCACCUUUUUGGUUUUCUUUCUACCUCUUUAUAUGUCCCAGUCUUUGACAGUCCCUGUCCUUCAUAUCUUUUUAUGUAACCCACCAUUUUAAUUAUAAAUACAUAUUUUUUCUUAAUUGAUGAUUACUAACUGAUGUUCAUUUCCUGUGAGUCGGCUAGUCAGGCAGUCAGUUAUUUUGUCUGUCUUUCUGUAUGUAAUAUAUUUACAUUUAAAUAUAAAUAUGGAUAUAAAUAUAUAUCCCAGGUGACUGGUUCGUAAAAAAGAAAAAAAAAUCUUGUAGAAGUAGAAGCAGCUGAUAGUUCUAUCAGAUGCUGUUUGACUUUCCUAUAGUGCAUCUGUAAAAAAAAGUUUUUUGGACCAGUGUUCGUUUUAGAAGGCCCCUUUUUGAUGCCAAUGUUGUCCUAUUGUUUAUUGGACAGUUUUCAAAUUGGAGAAGUCAGGACCCAAGAUUCCUUUCUCAUGAAGAGAAAGUGCGUCAUUGGAUUGGUACCUGACUGACCACAGAAUGAAAAAAGGCACACCAAAUGAUGUUGUUGUUGUUGGGGUUUGGGUUUUUUCUUCUCUCCCUUUUUUGGUGGGCUGGGGGCAUUUCUUCCUUAAUCACUUGAGUCUUUGAGAGCGAGAGAAAGAGAGAGGGGGAGAGUGUGAGAGAAAGAAAAGAGAAUUUACAAUUUUAAUUACCGUUUGACAAUAUUUAGUUUAACUUAAAUCCUGUAACUGCUAUUGCUUUUUAUCAAAAAGUUUUCUUUUAAAUACUUGUGAAUUUUCCAAAAAUUCCAACAAUUUACCUAUAAAAGGUAGUUUUUAGAGAACGAACUUGGGCUCAAUACAGUAUGUGUUUCUUAUGGUUGCGACCCAUUCACAAGGAGGGUCAACUAACACUACAGAUUAACAAGAAAUUUCAUGAAGCGCACACUAUUUAUUUCAGAAUGGGUUGUUAAAUCUUAAUGAUCAGACAUCAAAUUUGUCCAAGUGUUGGCUUGUUACAUUUUAUUCUCACAUCUAAUUGGAUUUUAACCAGCCGGUCGUUUUGUGAGAAAAAAAGAAAGAAAAGUAAACCAUCAACUUGGCAAUGUUAUAAAACACCCAUUAAAAUAAUGGAACAGUCAGUACAAUGUUCAGCAAACGUUUGCCCCUACAGUUGCCAUUGCGAUUAUAGAACAUGACAUUUUUUAAUCAAGGGGGUGAGACACUGGCAUUGAAUCGCAUUUAUGUAUGAAAGAGUUGUACUAUAACUAUAGAACAAAUUAUGUAUUUUUGUUUAAUUUCUGCUUUUAUAAAUAUCCAUCGAUGUUUGUUAUAUACAGCUUUAAUUAUUAGACAGAAAAUGGAGUGGGUUUUUCUUAGCUGUUACAAAUAAUAAUUUUAAAAAAUCCUAUUAAACCACUGGUGGUGUGUUAAACAUUGUUAUAUUCAAACUAAAGGUAGUUCAUAUUAUAAUACCAUGUGCUGUUAACUCAUUACACUUUUGUUCCUAUAGACAGUGAUACUCUAUUCAAUUAGGAGAGAACGUGUGUUCCAUUUUGGCGCAUUGUGGAUGACGGAAUAAACAGUAAUUUUCCAAACCAGAA